UAAAAAGGAAAAGCCGUGAAAUGUGUUCAGCUCUUGCGUUUAUCAACAAUUAGCCAUACAGCGGUGACGAGCGCCAAUAAGUGAUACAACGUGCCUACCACGCGAAUAAAAAUUUGAGUAACCGCAAAUUGGUGAGAAGAGAAUAGCCAGAAGCAGCACCAGCAACGGCGGAAUAAUCAACAAAAGCGGCAAACAUGGCGACUGAAAUCGACGAACUGAUUGAGCAACUGAAGACCACCAGUGUCAGUCCUGGAAAUACGACAAACCUGCUCUGUGAGAUCUCGGCCACCAAGGACCCAAAACUAUUUGAUAAACAUGAGCUAGCGGAAUGUUUCCUGGGCCUUACCAAGUGCGAAGACACAAAUGUGCGCAAGGAGGCCGCCAAGUGCAUUGCGGAGAUCACAAAAUCUGAGAUUCAGCGCAAAAAGUUCACAACGCGUGACAUAAUUUCAGCCUUUCUCGAGUGCUUGCGCCAGGUGCCAACGCCCGAAGGCAGUAUGGAGCUGCCCAUCCAAAUCUGCCGGGCCCUAGGGAACAUAUGCUACCUGAAUGACGAGGCCAGGGAUCUAAUACUCGAACUGGAGGGCGAUGCUGUACUGCUCCGACUGCUCGACAUAUCCAGCAUCGAGGACGUGGCCAAUGCGGCGCAGUUCAUCAAGGUGCGCGGUGGUCUGCUGUCCAACUAUCUGCUCGGUGGCGAGGGCUUGGCCAAGCGGGCCAUGGAGCUGGGCGUGAUGAAGAAGCUGCAGGCCAUUAUCGAUACUGGGGCUGCCAAUGUGGAGCAGCACGAGGACCUGCUCCUCAACACUCUGCCCCUGCUCAGCAUCCUAACUGAAAACGUGGCCGAUCUUAACUUUGACUCGUCGCUAAAUAUCCAAUUGUCGCGUAUACUGGCUGCCUCUACCAACCCAGAUCUGGCCGAGAUGUGCCUGGAACUGCUGCACUACCAGGCGGAGAGCGACGAGGUCAAGCUGCUUUUGGCAAAGGACGGUCUCUGCGAGACCAUCUACAACCUGCUGGAGAAGUACAAAACUCUGGCUAGCACCAGUGAGGCCAGGGCUCUGAUGAAACUGGCCUGCGAAUUGAUCGUCUUAAUUCUCACAGGCGAUGAAUCGAUGCAUUACCUAUACACCACACCGCUUCUUAAGAACAUGGUCGACUGGCUGGACUCGUCGGACAUUGAUCUACUGACCACCGGCGUGCUAGCAUUGGGAAACUUUGCACGCACCGACAGCCACUGCAUCUACUUUGUGGAGCAGCAGACCAUGAACAAGCUGCUCGAGGUGUUGGCCAAGAACAACGGCGUCAAAGACGAUGUGCGUCUGCAGCAUGCGCUUCUCUCCGCCCUGCGCAACCUGGUCAUACCCAAGCCGAACAAGAAUGCAGUGAUCCAGGCGGGCCUGGUACAGACCAUCCUGCCAAUGUUGGAAAUCCACCAGCCCCCGGUAGUCUUCAAGCUGUUGGGCACGCUGCGCAUGACGGUCGACGGCCAAGAAAAACUUGCUCUGGAGCUGCUGAAAAACAAGACGCUGAUUGUGCAGCUGGUGCACUGGAGCAAAUCGUCCGACUAUGCGGGCGUCACCGGGGAAUCGCUGCGCCUCAUGGCCUGGCUUAUUAAGCACGCCUACCUGAGCAAAAUAGCCUAUGCCCUGCCGCGCAAGGGUGAUGCCCCUGCCGAACAGAUUGCCGACAGGAUUCCCCUCACCCAGGACUACGAUCGCAGCAGUUUGAGUGAGUUUCUGGCCAACGAGGGCACUGUGGAGGCCAUGGUCAGUAUGCUUACUGCCCAGCAUCUGGUAAUGCAGAACGAGGCGUUGAUUGCCCUGUGCAUCCUGGCUGUGGUCUACCUGUCGCAGGCAGCAAGUGAGGCAGCUCAAGCGCAGCGCCUGCAGGAUGAGCUGAUCAAAUGCGAGGUGGGAAAGAAGCUGGCCGAGCUCAUUAGCAAGUCCUCGGACAGCAUGACAAAGGAAAUAGUCGAGAAUCUCCAGAAUUGCGUCAAUCUGUUGAAAUCCUCCGAACAGCUGUUGGCGCAUCUCGAACAACAUAACAUCAACGAGUUGCUGAAAUCUAUACCAAUUCUCACCGAAUAUUGCACCUUGUAAGGCGAAUGAGGGAGGGGCGUGGUAUUGCAUUUAUAACCCAGCACCGCAGGAUGCCUCACAGCAGGAGGGAUGAUGGGUGGAUUUGAGAAAAACGCUGGGAUCAAUUUUUGGGGCAAUGCUAUGCUCUUUUCUCGGUCGUCUAGCUUUCUUCUCAUUAAACAUGGAGAAGUUACCAUUUCUUCCAAUAGUGUCUGGAGAGAAUAGUGUAUUAGCAUUGCCCAAAGGCUGCUUUCCCGCAGCUACCCUUGGUCAAAGACCUUAGACUAACAAAAUGAAUAACGUUCAUCCAUUUAAAUUUCUAUAUGCAGCUACCACAAAAUUGAAUGCUUUCUUGUGAUCAAGAAAUUGCGAUGUUAACGUACAGAUCUAGAAUAUUUGACAAUGCGUGAGGACACGCUCUGUGUGCCCUUCCUCUCUGAAUAUUUUCAAGAAUGCGUGGAGUCAGUUCUAGAGUCUGAACAAAAAUUCGAGUAAAAAAAAAUUGUAUGACGUUAUUCAUCUUGUUAUAACAAGGUCUGCUUUAGUUCUUUCGUGAAAUCAACCCACACCCUGAAGCCCACGCACACUUAAAAA
Molecule: messenger RNA, 2675 nt
Organism: Drosophila serrata
Lineage: Eukaryota; Metazoa; Arthropoda; Insecta; Diptera; Drosophilidae
Gene: vimar
Product: visceral mesodermal armadillo-repeats
Biological process (GO): positive regulation of GTPase activity
Molecular function (GO): guanyl-nucleotide exchange factor activity; protein binding
Source: RefSeq, a predicted model, not a curated record